AUGACUACCAUUCUACCGGUUCACCUCUCCACCCUAUCCCUUGACUUCCUCCAAGCCGUGUUGAAGGAGACGAGAUCCGUGGUGCAACGGAUCAUAUUAGCAUGUCUCAUUGUUCUGAGCAUUCAGGAGAAGAGUGUCACGCUCACCGCCGUCUCUGCUCGCUACCUCCUGUGGCGCGACCGCCAAGGCCGCACCGGUGCAACUGUCACCAUCGGCGCGCUGCCCACCUUCGUGUACGGGAAAAUAAGGGAGGAACACUCACGUCCGUGGCGACGUGGAGGCGGCGGCGGCAGCCAGGGCGGUGUGACUGGCCGCGAUGGAAGGAUGGCGACAGGCAGCGCGUCCGCGGCAGACCAAACGGCCUGCUGCAGCUCCGGCACCACCAUCGGGCUCAUCGGCGUCUUCCUCUUCUUGAUCGUCGUUUACGUCGUCAUCCACUACACCCGCUGCCUGGAAUUGGAACCCGACGGCCGCUGGCAUGACCGGCAGAAGCCCGGGCUCGAUCCCUCCGCCAUCGCCGCCCUCCCCUCGUUCGCCUACCGAAGAGGCGCCGACGGGAGGAGCGGUUCCGAGGAGUGCUGCAUCUGCCUAAGUGUGGUGGAGGAGGGGGAGGUGGUGAGGGUGCUGCCGAGCUGCGACCACAGAUUCCAUGCGGCGUGCGUCGACUUGUGGCUGCAGGUUCACCGGACGUGCCCGUUGUGCCGGGCCGACGCAGCGCCAGCGAGGGCGGUCGAAGGGGUGAAAACAGCUGAUGUAGCUGGUGCACCGCCAUCUCCGGCGCCACCGUCGGAGCUUCAUGCUGUUGUGUUGGUGAUGGAUGUAGGAGAGUCAUCGGCCUCUCAGCCCAUGAGGUAGGAAAGAAGCUUACGUGCAAGGAGAUGGAGUUAACACACACAUGAUCUUUAGAUCUCUUUCUUCUUGUUUAUCA
Molecule: messenger RNA, 928 nt
Organism: Musa acuminata AAA Group (dessert banana)
Lineage: Eukaryota; Viridiplantae; Streptophyta; Magnoliopsida; Zingiberales; Musaceae
Product: RING-H2 finger protein ATL11-like
Exons: 3
Coding region: 1-855 (284 amino acids)
Source: RefSeq, a predicted model, not a curated record